AUGGGAAUGAUGCUACCCUACAUUGCAUCCAAUUUUUAUCCAACUUGGAUUACCAUGAUACCUGCAGCGAUACUGAGGGGUAUCGGUAGUUGUUUGCUUUGGGCAGCUAUGUGCACUUAUUUCAAUGAAUCCUCGGUUCGGUUUUGCAAAAUUGCAGAAAAUGGGGGAAAUUCCAAAUGUGCAUCUCAAGUAGAGCCUGUAAAUGAAAAUUCUCAGAUGAAGUCGAGUUUUAAAUUAGAUGGAAAAAAUGUGGAGAAAUUGUCAGCAUCUGAUCUACUCAAUAAAGCAAGUAACAGUCCUGUAGCAAGCCGAAAUUGUACCAGACACCUUGUAGAUACCACACCUGUUAGGCUUACUGCUUGCAAAUCUAAGAAAGAUAGUUUACCAGAAAUUAGAACACUUUCGAAAGUGAAGGAUAUAGAAAUAACAGAAGACACCAAAGAUCGCAAACUAAAAAACUUUAAGGACACAGUAAUUCUCAAGACAAUAAGUAAUGUUUUAGAUGAGAAAAAAGAAGAAAUAUCAUUUGAUUCUCCUCUCGAAAACGCAAAAGCAAAUGUUGAAACAUCAUAUCAAUCUUAUCUCGAUUCAACUAAGUCUCUCUUUUUCGGCAUCCAAGGUUUGGCAUACUAUUCUGCAAAUGUUUGGGGUAGCUUAUUCGGCUAUUAUGUUCUCAAGACAGAUGACAAAGACUACAUUAAAAGUUCAAAUUAUUCGUGUGGAGCAGAUUUUUGUAGCGCUACUAAAGAUGGAUUCAGUAAUGGCAUAGAGGAAGUACCAAAUGAAACUAGAUAUUUAUUAACUGGCGUAAGUAUGACAUGUGUAUUUAUAGCUCCGUUAAUAAUUUGGUUAUUUUUGGAUCGGAUAGACACUGUGAAAAACAAUGUAAAACUCUCAUGGGACCAUGUCUUUGCAACCAUUAAAUACAUUAAAAAGAAAGACCAGAUUCUUCUAAUACCUUUUACGAUUGGCGCUUGUCUUUGCAGAGGAUUUCACAUAACUGAUUUUACAAAGUCUUAUAUUGCGUGUGCCUGGAGUAUAUCCCACAUCGGUCUGUUCACUCUCAUCUACGGAAUCUCAUCUGCUCUGUCAGCCAUCUUUUCUGGUGCCAUAAUCAAGUGCGUUGGAAGGAGAUCAGUUCUGAUACCAAUCCAUAUAAUCGUCAUCGCCAACUUCGUCUUUCUCUUUUUCUGGAGCCCAAGCGCACAGCAGCCAUACAUCUUUUAUGUACAAGUUACUAUCAACGGCUUGAUCACUUCAGCAUUAGUCACACAAUCGAAAGCUUUUUAUGGUAUUCUCUUCGAAGGUGAUGAAGAAACGGCAUUUUCGAGUUGCAACUUAUAUACCUCAAUUGGAUGGGCCGUGCCUUUCAUCUAUAAUGACCUGUUUUGCACUUCUGUGAAAAUAAUAAUAGUGCUUGCAUUUUCUUGUGCCGGGUUUCUGGGAUAUUUACUUGCUGAAAAGAGUUACAAUUCGAGAAAGAAGGAAAUAAGUGAAUCUAUAUGAAAACAUAUAGCACAAAUAUUUCAUCAACAUGUUAUUCAUAUUCAGUCUUUAUGUUUAAAACUAAUAAUCUGUAUUGAUAAUUAUUAGCGUUUAUUUUAAAUAAAGUAAAGAUAUUGGGGCCUUCUGUUUCGAAGA
Messenger RNA from Argiope bruennichi, 1641 nucleotides. Its product is annotated as UNC93-like protein. NCBI's taxonomy places the organism in Eukaryota, Metazoa, Arthropoda, Arachnida, Araneae, Araneidae. The transcript has 3 exons. The record is from RefSeq and is a predicted model, not a curated record. The coding region runs from base 1 to 1506 and encodes 501 amino acids.